Messenger RNA from Tetrahymena thermophila SB210, 2067 nucleotides. RefSeq lists its product as hypothetical. The record is from RefSeq and is a predicted model, not a curated record. NCBI's taxonomy places the organism in Eukaryota, Ciliophora, Oligohymenophorea, Hymenostomatida, Tetrahymenidae. The transcript has 11 exons.
AUGGCGCACUUAUAUCCUACAGUAGGAAAUUAUUUAUCAGAGCCCUUGCCUCCAAUCCAAGAAGUUAGGGAAGUUUUUUUUGAUGAAUAACAUUACCAUAUGGAGAUGGAAAAGAUGAGAGCUUACCUAAGAGAAAGAGAAAAUACAAUAUAAACUCAAAUGAUAGAAAUAGAUACUUUAGUUAACGAAAAUAAUUUUUUAAAAAGUGAAGUAAACAGAGUUAUAGCUGAGUCUGUUUAAUAUAAAGACACUUUAAAGCGCAUGUAUUUGGUUUAUUUAGAUCAAUAGAAGUAUAUACACUAAAUAUAGACAGCAAAUGCAGAUUUAUCCGUGAAAUUUGAUCAUCAAAAUGAUAAAAAUGCGAACUUGUUUAACGAAAUACAAAAUAUGACAAUGGAUAAAGAGGUUAAUUUAACAAGAUUAAAAGAGGGCGACAAAAAAUAUCAGUACGAUAUAUAGAGUUUAACAUCACAGAUGAAUGAUAAAAAUAUAGAAUUAUCUGAAAUGAGACGUAAAGUUAAUGACCUGAUUGAAAUAAAAAGGAGAUUAGAGGAAGAAACAGGAGCAUUACGCUUUAGUUUGGAUACUUUAAGAUCAAAAAGUGAAACGGAAUUGAGGGAAAAGUAGAUAAGAAUUGAAUAAAUAGAACGUACUUACUCGGAAAACAAUUCUUUGAAGAACGAAGAAAUUCAACAUCUAAAAAAUAAAAUAAAAGAAUUAGAUAUGCUACUUCUAAAGAGCACUGAAUAAAAGAGAGCUUAUUUAGGUGAAAUACAAAGUCUCAAUAAAGAAGCACUUGAUAGAAAUUAUGAAUUAAGCAAGAUAAAACCUAAUUAAAGCGGUGCCUUCUUUGAAACUGGCUCUAAAGAAAAUAUUAGAGGGGCAUUUAAUCAAAGUGAUUACAACAGAUUACCUUAAAACCAGGGUGAUAUUAGCUAUGCACAUGAUCAGUUUAAUGUUGACACUUAACCCUUUAAUGCAAGUGGAAGAAGAGGAGUUCACUUUGAAUAGGGUGGGGAUGGUUUUAAUGAAGAGAGGUAAUUUAGAGGUUCUUCAGAAUAUGAGCUUCCUAACGAUAGAAGAUAAAACGCUAACAAUCAAAGCUAUACAAACAACAACAAUAAUAAUAAUUAAAGCUAUGGAAAUAACAAUUAGAGCUAUGGACCUUCAAAUAAUUAAACUAAUAAUAGAGGUGGCUAGGGUAAUAAUGGAAAAAAUACUGCAUAGAACUAAAAAAGUGAUUAAAUUAUGAAUAAAAUGUUUAAAGAACCUGCAAUUUAAGUAUAAGGAGCUUAAAGUUUUAUCUAAGAAAGCGGAGAUUAAAAGGAUAGAAUGGAUAAAUUAUUAGAAAUAUCAGAAAAUGCAACAAGAAGAAGGUUGAUAGAUUUAAUGUUAUAAAUGUGGAAAGCAAAGUUUGCUUUAUCUAUAAAAAAUCGUAAAGGUGGUGUGACUCUGUAAGACGAAAAAAGAAAGCAAGAAAAUGACAAGCAAUCCGAAAAUAUGUUAUCAAAUAGCUUGGCUACUAAUCUAGUUGAAAUUCUAGCAUUUAUUAGAAGAAGUUCUGUAGAUAUUUUAUUUGAAUUGUACCAAAGAAGCAUUGACUCAGCUGAAUCUAAAAAAAUAAACUCAUUGAUUAUAUUUACAAUCAAUUUGAGAGAGCUAAAAGUUUAAUUUAAGGGACUAAACAUAGUUUUAGAAAUGUAUAACAAAUUAAUUAUUUUACUAAGAAAUUAUUUAAAGGAGCUUAAAUCAUAAAGACCUUCAGAUGCCCUUAUCCCUAAGGUUACAAUCUCAACAGGUAAACUAUGGAGUAAAUCAAACGAUGAAAGAGAUCUGGCUAAUAAAUGGAUAGAAAGCACAUUAAAUUAAGCAAUAGAGUAAAAAUUAAAAACAAGCAACGAAGAGAAAAAUAAAGACAUUAUUUUCUUAUUCAGACUACUUACCCUUAAACAUAAAGUCAAGUAUCCACUCUAAGGAACUCCUUUCAAUGUAGAUUUCGAUUUAAUGUCUGUCUUAGAGCAUAAAAUCUGUGAUGGUUUUAGAAAAACUGUUGCAAGUGAAUUUUGA